ACGAUGCUACUAUUUACAGUUUCCCGUGCAGGAAAAGGCGAUGGAAAAGAGAUGACAUGAUUAGAUUUUUCCGAUACUUCCUCGCUGAAACAAUGUGUGACGUCUUAUUUGUCUGUGGCUGACUUUGUAAAGAGGAAUCAGGAUGGGUAACUCCUCCUCUGGAAGAAAGGAUUCCUUUGAUGCCCAUGGAGAAGUGAAUUUCGACCACUUUCAAAUUCUACGAGCUAUUGGAAAAGGGAGUUUUGGGAAGGUAUGCAUUGUGCAGAAGAAAGACAACAAGAAAAUGUAUGCCAUGAAAUACAUGAACAAGGCUAUGUGUGUCAGAAAAGAUGCCGUUCGGAACGUGUUCCGUGAGGUGGAGAUUCUGUCAGCGUUGGACCACCCUUUCCUCGUCAACCUCUGGUACACAUUCCAGGACGAGGAGGAUAUGUUUAUGGUUGUUGACCUACUUUUGGGAGGGGAUUUAAGGUUCCAUAUUCAGCAAGAGGUUCAAUUCGAUGAGAGUCAUAUCAAGCUUUAUGUGUGUGAGAUUGCUUUAGCACUGGACUACCUAAGGAAGAAGUAUAUUAUUCACAGAGACAUCAAACCAGACAAUAUUUUACUGGAUGAAGAAGGCCAUGUACAUAUUACAGACUUCAACAUUGCUACGAUGAUUACAGACAACCAGCUCGCUACUUCCAUGUCGGGAACUACUCCGUACAUGGCCCCAGAAAUCUUUGCCUGUGCUUUGGAUGAGUGCCCUGGUUACAGCUUCGCGGUCGACUGGUGGUCACUAGGGGUGUGUGCCUAUGAGAUGUUGAGGGGAAGGAGACCGUAUGACAUACACAACAGUACCUCAAUCCUAGAGGCCAAACAGAUGUUCACGACACUCAAAGUGCAUUACUCCUCAAGCUGGCAUAGUGGCUGUAAAGACCUUAUCAAACAGCUCUUGUACCUCGAUCCAGAGAAGAGAAUCUCAACAUUAGAGGCCUUGCAGAACCAUAGCUUUAUAUCUGAUGUGGACUUCGACCAGGUUCUGCACAGAAAAAUCAAACCCCCCUUUGUGCCUUCUAAGGACCACCUUAACUGUGACCCCACAUAUGAACUUGAAGAAAUGAUCAUCGAAUCCAAACCACUUCACAAGAAGAAAAAAAGACUUGCCAAACAGAAUUCCAAGAGAGAGCUGUCACGUCAGUCCUCUGUGGAAGGUGAUCCUUCACAGGACAUGGAGGAGAAUAUUUUUAAAUAUUUCAGAAUCUUCAACAGAGAGAGAGAAUUACUUCUCCCAACAAAAGAACAAGAGGAAACACAUCAGGAUAAAGUCAAUGAAUGUUAUGAAUCUCAGGAUGAGCUGGAAGCUCCAAGUGAAGACCCUAAACAGAAAAUCACCAAACAAGUGACUUUUGACACCAGUGAACUGACAAGCAAGAAACCUAUAGCUAGUAUAGGUGCUAGUACGUCAUUCAGCUGAUGUACACAAACUGUCUGUGAUUUACUCCCAGGUUUGUUGUGUUUUUGUGACACCCCCCUCCCUUUCCUGUCUCUAGGAAAGAUGAAAUGGGGUGCUAAAUGACUUGACUGUUUUGAUUUUAAAAAAUUGAAAAAGUACUCUCCAUUCAUUUUAGCUAACAGUGUAAUGGUAAUUAUGAGGCAUCAGAAACU
This is a messenger RNA of Saccostrea echinata, 1641 nucleotides long. Its product is annotated as serine/threonine-protein kinase 32B-like. Lineage: Eukaryota; Metazoa; Mollusca; Bivalvia; Ostreida; Ostreidae. The record is from RefSeq and is a predicted model, not a curated record. Gene Ontology annotation, molecular function: G protein-coupled receptor binding; ATP binding; G protein-coupled receptor kinase activity. Bases 143 to 1450 code for a protein of 435 amino acids. Gene Ontology annotation, biological process: protein phosphorylation; regulation of signal transduction; G protein-coupled receptor signaling pathway. The transcript is spliced from 12 exons.